AUGUUGGGUGUCGGAGGUGGCCGGUCGGCGGUGUGCCGAGCAGUCAUCGCCACAUCGAUCGUGUGGCUUCUAAUCGAUGUCGUCGUGCUGUUUUACUAUUUAGAUUCUUCACCUGCACAAACGGAGCCAGGAAAGUUUUUAACGCGAGGUGAUCGAUCAAUUGAUUCAAAAGCCGAAGCACUGAAGCCCGCGCAAUCAGGUGUAAUUAGGCCAACACCCAAAAAAAUUCAACAUAAACCGACGUAUGACCCUGAAACUGGGCGACGUCUCGCCGAAUUAAUGUCGGUUCAAGCAUUUGCCCCCGGAUUUCACGGCCAAGGAGGCACUGGAGUAGUGGUACCCGAUGAGAAGAAAAGCGUCAAAAAUAAACGAUUCCUCGAGAAUCAGUUUAAUGUCGUUGCUUCGGAAAUGAUCUCAGUAAAUCGGACGCUGCCCGAUUAUAGGAAUGCUGCGUGUCUAAGUCUGGCUGAACGUAUCGAUUCUAAUAAGCUCGUCAAAACCUCGAUUAUUAUUGUUUUUCAUAAUGAGGCGUGGACAACAUUACUAAGAACCCUUCAUUCUGUUGUAAAUAGAUCUCCGCUCCACUUACUUGAAGAGAUCAUUCUUGUUGAUGAUAAAUCAGACAGAGAUUAUCUGAAAAAACCGCUCGAUGCUUAUAUUCAGCAAUUUCCGAUUCCGAUUCACAUUGUUCAUCUCGAAGAUAGAAGCGGAUUGAUUCGAGCACGAUUGACCGGAUCGGAAAUGGCGAAAGGCAAAAUUUUGUUGUUCCUUGAUGCGCAUGUUGAAGUUACGGAGGGAUGGUUGGAACCGCUGAUUGCCAGAGUCGCAGAAGAUCGAAAACGUGUUGUUGCGCCGAUUAUCGACGUAAUUUCCGAUGAAACAUUUGAGUAUGUAACGGCUUCCGACACAACGUGGGGAGGAUUCAAUUGGCAUUUGAAUUUCCGCUGGUAUCCAGUGCCUAAACGAGAGCUUAUUCGUCGUGGAAAAGAUCGUUCUACUCCUAUUCAAACUCCAACGAUUGCUGGAGGAUUGUUUGCAAUCGACAAACAAUUCUUCUAUGACAUUGGAAGUUAUGACGAAGGAAUGCAAGUUUGGGGAGGUGAAAACCUGGAAAUCUCAUUUCGCGUUUGGAUGUGUGGAGGUUCACUAGAAAUCCACCCAUGUUCGCGAGUCGGUCAUGUGUUCCGGAAGCAGACGCCGUACACGUUCCCUGGAGGAACCGCCAAGGUUAUUCAUCACAAUGCCGCUCGAACUGCUGAAGUCUGGAUGGAUGAUUACAAGGCAUUCUUUUACAAAAUGGUGCCGGCCGCUCGGAAUGUGGAUGCUGGUGAUGUUACUCCGCGCCGAAAACUUCGAGAACAACUUCAAUGCAAAUCAUUCAAAUGGUAUCUUGAAACGAUUUAUCCGGAAGCUCCGCUUCCAUCGGUUUAUCAUUCUCUCGGCGCUGUGACAAAUCGAUUGGACCAGAAAUGCCUCGACACUAAUGGAAAGAAGGACGGACAACCGGCUGGAAUGCAAGCGUGUCACGGUGCUGGUGGAAAUCAGGCUUGGUCUUUAACCGGAAAAGGUGAGAUCCGAUCUGAUGACUUGUGUUUGUCAACUGGCCCCGCAUUCCAAUUGGGGUCCGAAUUGAGACUAGAGAAGUGUGCAGUUGGCCGUUUGAACCCCAAACAUAUCUUCAAAUAUAGUCCCGAGAUUGGUACUUUGAAACAUGUGAAAUCGGGAAAAUGCAUCGCCGCGAGUGCCGACAAAAUCAUUCUACAAGAUUGCUCUGACGACCGACCCGAACAAAAAUGGCAGCUUGAAGCCUACCAAGACUAG
Molecule: messenger RNA, 1821 nt
Organism: Caenorhabditis bovis
Lineage: Eukaryota; Metazoa; Nematoda; Chromadorea; Rhabditida; Rhabditidae
Source: the annotation of a GenBank genome assembly